CGCCUGACUUGUAGGAGGAGGGACAGGAAAAUGCCUUUCUCUGUGGGAGACAUUAGCCCUGUGAUCUCAUGAAUAUAUUACAGAGGGUCAUUGUGCAAUGAGGAAGGUAUUGCUGAGCAGCAAGGUUAUGGCCUGCCCCAAAGCACAGACUGCAACAAGCUGAUUCUAAUUGACUCGACUGGCUCACUUAGUGACUGUUUAUAUACCGCACGGAAGUUUACAAUAAAUAAGAUAAUAACAUUUAAAGCGUUACGGAUAGUGUGCUCACUCCUCUAAGAGUGUGGCACGUAAAAACAAAAAGACAAAUAUAUUAUUAAUACGCUCGACAACACGGUAAUCAAGCAGCCUUGUCUUGUUAGCCGGACUGCGACACUAGCUAGCCGUGGAGCUAACUGUCUACAACCAAGCGGCUCUUCAUCGUCUGGCAGCUGGAGCAGGGAAAAAGGGCUGCCUCUUGAGGACAGUGGGGGCUCUCUCAUGAUCCCCCCGUUCAUCCGAUGAACCCCCUCAACUCCAUGAAACCCUCCCUGCCUCCCACUCCACAAAGCAGUGACGGCCCCUUCCUGAAUGACCCAGUCUCCUGGCAACCAGGCACCAAUCAGCACCCAGGAUCUCUCUCUGUAGUAACCACAGUGUGGGGCGUGACCAAUCCCACACACAGCCAGGUGUUCGGUGGCCCCAUGGGUCCGGGUGAGAGCUCAGGUGGUCACAUGAUGCCUGGCGGCAGCCCCGGUAUGGGUCCUGGCAUGGGCUCUCAGUUCAUGGGCCAGCAGUCGUAUGGAGACGCUGUGUCUAAAGGCUAUGGACAGCCGGUCAUGUACGGACGUCCCAGUGCUGCUUACAACCCGGCCUCAGCCUACGGUGGAAGUUACUCUGGUAACAGCGGAGGUGCCGGUCUGGGCGUCCGUCCUCCCUCAGACUUCACUCAGGCUGCUGCCGCUGCUGUUGCCGCCGCCGCUGCCACAGCAACUGCCACUGCUACGGCAACUGUUGCAGCAAUACAAGAGAAACAGAACCAGGAGCUGAACUAUGGCCAGAUGGGUGGAGCAUCCUCUUACAGCACCCAGUUCCUGUCUCAUGCGGGCCCCCGCGGCCCUCCAGGGAUGGUCUCUUCCAGGCCCGGGCCUCCACCUUCCAGCGCAGGCCUGUAUCCCACUCACCCGGCCCAGGCUCAGAAGAUGCCUCAGCACGGAGGGUAUCCCGGUCCACAGCAGGGGCUCAAACGACCUUUUCAUUCAGAGGGUUUCCCGGUGCAGCAGUACGGUUCUGGAGGGAUGUCAGGGUACCCGUCUCAGCCUCUGCAGUACCCCACCGGUCCACAGCAGCGAUGUGCCCCCUCGCCCUCUUACCCCUCCAGUCGGAUGCCUCUCAUGGGACAGUACACUUCUGGAUCACACAACCCAGGACAAUUCCCUCCUGGAGCCGGCCAGCCCAAUCCUCCACAGUAUUAUAAGUCGGAGCCGUUCAAUGGUCAGGGCAGCCUGCCGUCAGGAGGAGCAGGAGGAUACAACGCCUUCACACAGGCUGCAGUCAACGGACCAGGUCGGGGUGGAGUGAUGCCUGGGUAUCCCAGCUCGCCGAUGGGAGGGAACCCCACGCCGCCGAUGACGCCCGGGACCUCCAUACCUCCCUACCUGUCCCCGGGUCAGGACACAAAACCCCCCUACCUCCCACCGGACACCAAACCCAACAUCAGCGCCCAGCAGGUCUCGACAGGUAACCCGAGUGACGACCUGCGUCUGACGUUCCCGGUACGAGACGGCGUGGUGUUGGAGCCGUUCAGACUGGAACACAACCUGGCUGUCAGUAACCACGCCUUCCAGCUGAGAGACUCAGUCUACAAGACACUCAUGUUGAGACCUGAUCUGGAGCUGCAGUUUAAGUGUUACCACCAUGAGGACAGACAGAUGAACACAAACUGGCCUGCCUCUGUACAAGUGAGUGUCAACGCAACUCCUCUGUGCAUUGAAAGAGGAGACAACAAAACCUCCCACAAGCCGCUGUACCUAAAACCAGUGUGUCAGCCGGGUCGUAACACCGUACAGAUCACCGUAACCGCCUGCUGUUGUUCCCACCUGUUUGUGUUACAGCUGGUCCACCGGCCAUCUGUCAGGUCUGUCCUGCAGGGUUUGAUGAAGAAGAGGCUCUUGCCGGCUGAGCACUGCAUCACCAAGAUAAAGAGAAAUUUCAGUAGCGGCACUAUCCCCGGGACCCCUGGUCUGAACGGAGAGGAUGGCGUAGAGCAGACAGCAAUCAAAGUUUCCCUGAAAUGCCCGAUCACAUUCAGACGAAUCCAGCUGCCAGCCAGAGGUCACGACUGCAGACACAUACAGUGUUUCGACCUGGAGUCCUAUUUGCAGCUUAAUUGUGAAAGAGGGACCUGGAGAUGUCCUGUGUGCAAUAAAACAGCUUUGCUAGAAGGUCUGGAGGUGGACCAGUACAUGCUCGGGAUCCUCGUCUACAUCCAGAAUUCUGACUACGAGGAGAUCACCAUAGACCCGGUGUGUGGCUGGAGGCCGGUGCCCGUCAAACCAGACCUGCACAUAAAGGAGGAGCCCGACGGUCCGGUCCUGAAACGCUGCCGAACAGUCAGCCCGAGUCACAUGGUCCUGCCUAAUGUGAUGGAGAUGAUCGCCGCUCUGGGCCCAGCGUCAUCCCCCUACCACAGUCUGACUGCAGGGGGCAGGAACACCCCCGACUACAACAGGCCAGGGAGCCAGGGAUUCUCCAGCCAAGCAGGAUUCACAGACUUCCCCAACACUCCUGGCACCCCGACACUGGGAGAGUACGCCCCCUCUGGACCUCCUCCUCCAAUCCCAUAUCAGUCUGAGCAGACGCCUCAUCCUGGACGAAUCGAACACUCCCAUAACGUCCUCCAGCAGCACAGUUCAGGUGUUCAUGGUAAUCAGAGCCUCGGUGACGCCGGCAGUCCGCUGCCGCAGCGGAGCGUCAACACCCAGAAUAAUUCCCGGCUGCAGAGCGAAGGCUCAUUCGGUCUGGGAGGCCCUGGAGCACAAGGAGGAGAGGGGGCCGACCAUGCACUAGAUCUUCUUCCUGAGCUGACCAACCCGGACGAGCUGCUGUCCUACCUGGGCCCCCCUGACCUCCCCAACAACAGCAGCGACGACCUGCUGUCUCUGUUCGAGAACAACUGACCACCCUCAUGUGUUCGUUCAUCUUCCAGCUUCUCUGUUUGCUGUAGGCCUGCCCUCAUCGGUUGAAGACGGCACCGUCUCUGUCUACACCCACCUCUUCUGUGUGUGUGUGUGUCUGUGUGAGAGAGAGUGAGUGUGUGUGUAUGAGUGUGUUUUAUGUUUGUGUAUCUUUGUCUUUUUGAAGUGUCCUGCUGUACUUUGAUAUUCACUCUCAGUGCAGUAAACAGGAAGAGGAGGGAACACUGUCUAUCAUGAAGAGUUUAACAGUACAAACUGUAGGCACUGACUCUGCAGACCAGCAUUUUCAAAACUAUAGCACAAAUCACAGGCUGAAGAAUUUAAAUACACAGUAUUUAAGUUAUAGAUUUUAUUAGUUGGAGUGGAGGAUGGUGAAAGCCGGGGUGUGUUUAUGAGGUGUUAAGGGACACGUUAACACAGUGGUUUCCAAACUUUCUUUCUGUCGGGGCGCCCUUUACACACACACACACACACACACACACACACAUUCCUGUUGGAUUACUUUGUAAAGUAAACACAGUAUUUCUCUGCUGUUUACCUUGCGAUUGAAAUAAAAGAUUAUCGUUACGUUAAAGGGGAAAUUCAACAAAGUUUAUGUGGAUAUUUAGAUUGAAGCAAUAAAUUUCUCAGUGGGUGCAAAAUCUGUUCUUCCUGCACUCAGAGCCUUCGUUAGAUGGUAAUGUAAAUGGAGGGAAGGAAGAACUACAGGAUAUCUUGCCGUGGAUUUCUAGUCUCCACCUCACACUAAAAUACAAUAUGGAAUUUUAGGUAGUCAAUGGAGCUGCCUCCUGAAAGUCAGAGAUUCAAAUCAUCAGUCAGAGACACUUCUGCACUGAGAUUUCAAGUUUUCUUUGUGCAGUGUACUGCUGUGGACGUUUUGGUCCCCAGAUUUAGCAGCAGAGUGAGCGCUCCUCAUUUUCACGCUGCUUCUCGGUACAGGCAGCUGCAGACACCGAGGCAGCUGCCCGGAGGAGGAGAAGCUGCACCAUCCGGCUCCCAGAUAGUGUCUUCUGCUUAGAGGUGGUGAAUUUACAGCUCACAGCAACUUAAUACGACACAGUCUCUGAGCCAUUGUGCGUAGGACUGCGUAGGACCUGUAACAGCUAAUUAUGAGAACUAAAACUUUAAAAUACUCUGACAUUUCAAGCAGCCGCUUAGCGUAGCUUAGCAUUAGGGGCAAACAGCUAGCCUGGCUCUGUCUAAAGUUAAAGAGAAAAAACCUGCUGACCUGAUAUAACACGUUAUAUCCUGUUUCAUCUGUACAAAAGUGCCAAAAUGACAAUUAGCUGUACCCUGCUGCUGGUACGACUCUGCGAGCAGGAGAACUUGUCUUUCUCUAUCAAUACAGCACAAACUGAGGAAUUUAUUGCACACUCAUUGGAGAUCCACAUAAAAAAGGUGGCGAAAUUUCCCCUUUAAGUUUCCUGAGGUGUAAAAACCUUUCUUGUAGUAUUUUAAACCGCUGUAAACCCCAACCCAGCCCCGAUGCAACAUCCCAGUUUGCAAACCACUGCAUUAAAGGUUAAGGCUCGUGAUAUCAGCAUCUCCCAUGAAAAGACCAAAACCACCAAUGUUGUAGUCCGUCUCUCAAUACUGUCUGACUUCCUGUCUGUCUCAGCUCCAAGUGCACUGGUUCCUACUGGAUGCUUUAAUCUUAAAAGUCUCAGUAUUUUCCUAAAACAGGGGGGAAACUAUUUUCAACAGCAGAUUAAUCCACAUAUGAGCCCUGUUUCCUUCAAACACUUUCAGUAUAGUAUCUUUGGAACCAACAGUAACCCUUCAGACAUGGUACCUAGACCCUAGUGUUUCCACUGCAAACACUACCCUUAAAUGUGGGCGGGGUUGUUGUC
Molecule: messenger RNA, 5023 nt
Organism: Epinephelus lanceolatus (giant grouper)
Lineage: Eukaryota; Metazoa; Chordata; Actinopteri; Perciformes; Serranidae
Gene: zmiz2
Product: zinc finger, MIZ-type containing 2
Biological process (GO): protein sumoylation; regulation of transcription by RNA polymerase II
Cellular component (GO): chromatin
Molecular function (GO): zinc ion binding; SUMO ligase activity
Source: RefSeq, a predicted model, not a curated record